UUAUCAGUGAUCACUGUGGUCAGGACGCCACCACGCCGACGAUGCCGACCAUGCUAAUCGUCAUGGAGGUCAUGGAUUAAGUUUUGUAAUCACGUGUGAUGUAGUAAGUGAAAUCGGUGAGAUUAUGUUGUCAGCGGUAGAUUUAGUGAAGACUAUUGAAGAUGGUGAAGACGUGCCAGAUUUUUCAGAAAAUUCUGAUGAAGAAGAGGAGUUUCAGCCAAGCAAACAGAAGAGAAAGAAGAAUGUAGAUUUUGAUGUUGGUUUUGAGUUUGUGAGCAGUGUUUCAGAAUAUAAUGCUGAUACAUGGGAUGAUCUAGCUAAGUAUGUCAAGCGUAAAGGAAAGACUAAAGUGGAUGAAAAAAUUCAGAAUGCUAGAAGGAAUUUGAAAAAAGAGAAGCAAGAUGAGAGUCCAGAGACUGGCAAUGAUGAGUCGCUACCAGAAAUUGUUUCUGAUUCAGGAGAAUCAGACGAAGAAAUAUCACUUUCAGAAGAUGAACUGAAGAGAGAUAAUAUUAAAGUGAAGGAGAAGGUGAGGUCAAAGAGAAAUAAGAAGAAACAAAAAGUGGAUAAUAAUGAAGACCAACAGUCAGAGUUCUUUGAAGAUGCACCUCCAUUUGAUGAAAAUGCUUCAUUCUAUCAGAUGAACUUGUCCAGACCUCUAUUAAAGGCAAUUGCAGCUAUGAACUUCAUUCACCCAACACCAAUCCAGGCUGCUACAAUUCCAGUUGCCCUGAUGGGAAGGGAUGUUUCUGGAUGUGCUGCAACUGGCACAGGAAAGACAGCUGCUUACAUGCUUCCCAUUUUGGAACGUCUUCUAUAUAGGCCACUGGAUGACACUGCUGUGACUCGUGUGCUUGUCCUUGUACCCACACGAGAGUUAGGUGUUCAGGUUUAUCAGGUUACUCGUCAGCUUGCCCAGUUUACAAACAUUGAAGCUGGGUUGGCAGUAGGAGGACUGGAUCUGAAGGCACAGGAGUCUGCAUUGCGCAGAAAUCCAGAUAUAGUGAUUGCAACACCAGGCCGGCUGAUUGACCACUUGAAAAAUACGCCAUCUUUCACUCUUGAUAGCAUCGAAGUGCUGGUGCUCGAUGAAGCUGACAGAAUGUUGGAUGAGAAUUUUGCAGAACAGAUGAAGGAGAUAGUGCGCUCCUGUUCAAGGAGUCGGCAGACAUUGCUGUUCUCUGCAACUAUGACAGAGGAGGUAGAGGAUCUAGCUGCUGUUUCUCUCAAGAAACCAGUCAAAGUUUUUGUUGAUAGCAACCGUGUUGUUGCAUUCAAUCUGCGACAAGAAUUUGUUCGAAUUCGAGCAGGCCAUGAAGGUGACCGUGAAGCUGUAUUGGCUGCUCUCGUUUGCCGUACCUUCUGUGACCACACCAUGGUGUUUGUUCAGACCAAGAAACAGGCUCAUCGAAUUCACAUUCUCCUGGGACUACUUGGGCUUAAAGUUGGUGAGUUGCAUGGUAAUAUGUCACAGCCUCAGAGGCUUGAAGCACUGCGAAAAUUUAAGGAUGAAGAGUUGGACGUACUGGUAGCAACAGAUGUAGCUGCUAGAGGCCUUGAUAUACGAGGUGUCAAAACAGUCAUUAACUUUGUGAUGCCUGCAACAGUGGAGCACUACAUUCACAGAGUGGGCCGCACUGCCAGAGCAGGAAGAGUUGGUGUCUCUGUGUCCCUUGCAGGUGAAGGAGAACGAAAGAUUGUGAAAGAUGUUAUUAAGAAGGCUUCAAAUCCUGUAAAGAUGCGCAUUAUUGCCCCAGAUAUAGUGGAAAAAUAUAGGGUCCGUGUGUCUGCAUUAGAAGACAAAGUUAAACACAUUCUGCAGGAGGAAUGGGAGGAGCGUGCAUUGAACCGGGCUGAGAACCAAGCAAACCAUGCUGAAAAGAUUCUAAAGGGCCAGGCAGAGAUACCACGUUCUUGGUUCCAAUCUGACAAGGAAAGAAAGCUGGAAAAGAAAAAUUUGAAGUUAUUAGAUCCAAGUGGUCAAAAAGGGAAGGAAGGUCAAGGCAGUAAUACCAAAGAAGCAAAACAAUCCAAACGUGGUAAAAGAGGUGGAAAGAAUAAAGAUGCGCCUGAGGAGAGGGCAAGGGCAGAAAUCAGUAAAGUUAUAGCACUGAAAGCUCGUCUUGCAAAGAAAAAGGAAAGGCCUCGUAAGAUCAAAGCAGUAAUUGAUCACAAAGUGCAUGGUUCAGGCAAGACAAGUUCAUUGAAGAGGAAGAAGUCAUCUUUUACCAUUGAUUUGACAGAUGUGAGUGAAAAGGGAGCCAAACGAAUGAGAUAUGAUGCCAAUGUUAAGCAGAAGAUGGACAGACUGAAUAAAAAAGUAGCUGUAAAGACAUUUGGCCAACAGAAGACUGGACAAAAGAAAAAUGGAAAAGUUUUCAGCCAAAAGAAGAAAAGUAAUAAAAACAGAUGACUUAUUAUAGUAUUUGACACUCUUACAGUGGUAAAUAUAAGAUUAUGAUCUGCUGGGUUGUGAUGCCAUAUAGUUUAGUAGGUACUAAUUUUUUUGGAGAAACUGCUGCCUAAAUCUUCAGGGCAACAUUGAUGCCUGUCUCUCAAACUGCAUGGCACAUCACAGAAGAGAGUAUCUUGAAUUUUUUAAAUGAGAUUUGUUGUGAUGUAUACAUAUGAUUAAAGAUGAAAAUGCAUAUUCA
Cryptotermes secundus is the source of this 2654-nucleotide messenger RNA. It is a transcript of the gene Rs1, whose product is annotated as probable ATP-dependent RNA helicase DDX27. The transcript is spliced from 14 exons. The record is from RefSeq and is a predicted model, not a curated record. Lineage: Eukaryota; Metazoa; Arthropoda; Insecta; Blattodea; Kalotermitidae. Gene Ontology annotation, molecular function: RNA helicase activity; ATP binding; nucleic acid binding. The coding region runs from base 125 to 2413 and encodes 762 amino acids.